Messenger RNA from Oryzias latipes (Japanese medaka), 4442 nucleotides. The record is from RefSeq and is a predicted model, not a curated record. Lineage: Eukaryota; Metazoa; Chordata; Actinopteri; Beloniformes; Adrianichthyidae.
CCCCCGCGCGUGCGCCAGGGAGAGGGGCGCGCAGACCGAUGGGCUGCGCAUGCGCUGGGAACUUUUUUCCCCCGUAGCUGUCAAAGCGGGACUUUCUCAAACUCUUCAAAGCAAACUUGGCGUCGGGUUACCGAGCCUCUGUCAGCCGUUCAGGAACCGGGGCAUCGGACGGUCGUCGUUACAGAGCUUUAACGGGGGUGUGACGCAGCAGCAGCCUCGGGGGAGAAGGUUACACACACCGGCACCGCCGGUCACGCUGGGACCCAGGUAAGACGGGGCGGAGGACGGCGUCCCGGAUGGAGGCUCCGAUCCCGCUGGUCCGCCGCCUCCAGGAUGCCCUCGACAGCCUGGGCCAGAGCCUCCAGCUCCCGCAGGUCGCCGUGGUGGGCGGGCAGAGCUCCGGGAAGAGCUCGGUGCUGGAGAACUUGGUCGGCAGAGACUUUCUCCCUCGGGGUUCAGGGAUUGUCACUCGCACGCCCUUAAUCCUCCAGCUUCUGCAUUCGACAGCAGAGUACGGGGAGUUUUCCCACUGUAAGGGAAAAAAGUUCACGGAUUUUAAUCAGAUCCGAAUGGAAAUUGAAGCGGAGACGUGCAGACUUACAGGAUCGAAUAAAGGCAUCUGCUCUGCCCCCAUCGUCCUACAGAUUCACUCCCCACAUGUUCUGAACCUGACUUUGGUGGACCUUCCCGGCAUGACUAAGGUUCCUGUAGAGGACCAGCCGGCAGACAUCGAGUACCAGAUACGAGACAUAAUCAUGCAGUACAUUUGCAACGAGAACUGCCUGAUUCUUGCCGUUGUUCCUGCCAACACCGACCUGCCCAACUCUGAUGCUCUUAAACUGGCCAAAGACGUCGACCCUCAAGGUCUUCGCACGUUUGGUGUGAUCACAAAACUGGACCUGAUGGAUGAAGGAACAGACGCCAAAGAAAUCCUGGAGAACAGGUUCCUGCCCCUUCGCAGAGGUGGGGGCAUUUGUGUGGGCUACGUAGGAGUAGUGAACCGCUGUCAGAAAGAUAUAGACGGGAAAAAGGACCUUCAGGCCGCCCUGGAGUCAGAGAGGACCUUCUUCCUGUCCCAUCCGGCUUACAGACACCUGGCUGACAGAGCGGGGACUCCAUAUUUACAACAAAUCCUCCACCAGCAACUGACAAACCACGUUUGGGAACGGCUGCCGGCCCUCCGCAGCCGUCUGCAGGCGCUGCAUGAAGACGCUGAAGAGCUCAGUCAGAGUGGUGCUGAUGAUCCUGCCGGCAGGAUCCAGACUUUCAUUCAGUUGGUUCAGCGCCUGGGGAAUGACUUUGGGAAAGGAAUCGAAGGCCGCGGAAACAGAGUUGACACGUCUCAUUUGUCAGGAGGAGCAAAGAUUAACAGAAUCUUCCACGAGCGUUUGCCCCAAGAAUGUCUGAAGAUGAAGUCUGACGAGAUCAAACUACGGCAGGAGAUCCGCUGUGCCAUCAGGAACAUACGUGGCAUCAGGACAGGCAUGUUCACUCCUGACAGCGCCUUUGAAACGGUAGUAAAGAAAAAGAUAUCCAGACUGAAAGAGCCAUGUCUUCAGUUUGUUGACAUGGUCAGCCAGGAGCUCAUGACCACUGCGCGUCAGUGCACCAGCCAGCUGAACUCCUUUCCUAAACUGCGAGAAAGGACGGAGAACAUCAUCACCGCUGCAAUUCAUACGCACGAAAGUAGAUGCAGAGAGCAGGUCACCUUGCUGAUUGACAUCCAGCUCGCCUACAUGAACACCAAACAUGACGACUUCAUUAUCUCCCAUUACACACACAACGCAAACAAGAAGUCUGCAGCACAGGUGACCGGAUCACAGGGCGGGGCCUCUCCUGCACAUCUAACAGUUAUCCGAAAAGGCUGGCUGACCAUCAGGAACAUCGGCAUCAUGAGAGGCGGAGCCAGGAAGUACUGGUUUGUCCUGUCUGCAGAGAGCCUGUCCUGGUUUAAGGAUGAGAAGGAGACGGAGAAGAAAUUCAUGCUUCCUCUGGACAACCUACGGCUCAAAGAUGUGGAAAAGGGCUUCAUGUCCAGCAAAUGUGCUUUUGCAAUCUUCAGCACAGAGUCCAGGUGUGUUUGGCUGGACCUUCCCCAGUCUGUGUGUGGUGGUGGGGCGUCUGAAUCCGAACAGGACAGGAAGACUGCAGCGCGUCACUUUUCGUCCAACCUCUCCACUGAACACCUGAACUGGGCUCCGGCUCUUCAGGCUGGGUUCUGUGUGUAAACCCGAGAGCUGGAGCCGACCCAAAGCAUGUGGGCUUUGUUUAGACGUUUGUGCUAUGCUGCGUUUGGCCAAGCAAACUGGAUUUGCAUGUGCACAUCUUAGUACGUGCAUGUGUCUGGCUGUGCACGGAGCGUGCCUUUUGACCACAGGAUAACGACGGCGGGCUUAGAAAGCAGCUAAUCAAAGCCAGAGCGCUCGGAUCAGAGAGGAGGCGGCUCUCGUUUGGAAAGAAUUGCUCGCCCCACCGCAAAAAAAAGUAGAGCGGGAGGGAAAAUUUGGAAUGGUCCAGAGGAGAAAGCAAGGCGAGGAGAGAGAUCCAGCGCCAUUGGCCAGGAAUGUGUCAAAAAGUUAGUCCUGUGGCGCCCCCUCCUCUCCUCGCGCUCCCUCUUCCUCCUCAGUUUUUGUGAGGGGGCAGAUGUUGCAGGGCUCUGUCUUCGUCUUAGAGGCAGGAAAAAAACCUUCAAAUCUUUGGUGCUUUCAGAUGACCAAAACCGACGUUCAGCUUGCUGUGGGGAGGGGGGGACUGCCAGAAAUAUGGACAGGAAUCUGAAUCUGCAUGAUAUGAAUCCUGUGUGCUCUCACUGGUGUGGAAGGAUUUUGGCCUCUUUAUUCUGACACAACAACAUGCUAAUACCACCUUUGCUUUAUUGGCUUAGCCACCACGCCCCGACGUCGUCACUUUAAUCGUCCUGAUGGUCAUAAAGACACAAACAGAGUAUUUUCUUUCACGGUUUGACGGUAUUUUGUCAUUCUGUGUUUGAGUUCUCUUCUUUCUCAUAGAGUUCCUGUAUUUGAGGGGAAUUGGUCUGCAGUGUUAAUGUAAGCCUGAUUAAAGCCAAAUGUUACACAAAUGGCUGGCAGGCUCCCUUUGCAGACACACUUCCAAAGACCAAACGCUGCUUGAAGCACAGCUGAACCUGAAGGCUUAAAGACGGAAGAAAAGGAUGGGCUGAAAGGAGAAGUGGUCUUCAGGGUGGAUGAAUUAAAAGCUGUCUGUGUACCGGCGUUUCAGUUUCCAUCCGAAGCACUGCGCUGUUUCCGUUAUGAGGCGUGUCCGGCAUCAAACACGACUGGGAUUCAGUCCUGCGGGUCUUCACAGCUUCAUGAAGACCACGAACUUCCUCAAACUUUCAUAUAAAGCCUACAGACUGAACUAAGUUUGGGAAUUCUGUCCACGUUUACAGCUAAAAAAACACUCUUUGUUUAAUUAGCUCUACACACUCGGAGACCAGAUUCACUCUUGCAGUUUUCAUCAAAGCAGCAGCCUAUAGUAUCUCAUCACAUUGUAUUUGUGCACAGAGAUCCAACACUGAGAAGAAAUGUCUUCCUCAGUGUAACAUCAGCUUCAUGAACCAGUCAUUUAUUUGAAAUCGGUUCACUGGUUCCAAGCAAAAACUGUCAACUGAGUGUAACAAAACAAAGGCCUUUGAAACCAGCCGUCUCCAAACCAGCUGAAUCCUUCACAUUUUCACGUCAGGUAUCGCCUCAGGUGGGCUUUAGCCACGAUAUGAUACACCUGACCUGACUGUGGGAUUAGUAGAGCCGUCCUUAAAGACCCCCUCCAGUAAAAAUAGUGCUUUUAACAUCUUCUUGUGGCAUUUUUCUCAUGACUGAGGUUAAAAGAAUUUAAGCUUAAAUCUGCAUUUCUAAGUGUUUCAUUAUUCAAGUCGUCGUGAAUCAGGAGCAGCUGAAAAAUGUUAUUUUAAGAAGGAUUAAAUCUACAAUGGGCGGGGCCAAAGUCUCCCAGCUCCGCUCCAUUCUGAUGCAUCUACUGUCAGACAAAUGGAUCCAUGUGUUUUCCUCGUGUGAGCUGGGAUCUGUACGACUGGAUAGCUCCAACAUUCCUGCCAUUUUUGUUGAGAGGGGCUGUAAGCUAGCAGGAGAGAGUGUAAACAAAGUGAUGAUGGGAAAUGAGUGAAGCCAACAGUCACACCCACAACUCAAGAGGUGAAUUUAUAAUGAACUUCUGCCGCUCUGCAGAAACUAUGUCUUAGAAAAAGACACAAGUUUUGAUUUUGUCUAAAAACGGCAUCAUCGUAAUUAAAAGACCGCUAGAAAGACUUUAACAACAGAUCAGAAGAUGAUCAGUGUGGGAAUCACAUUUCAGUUCUAUCAGGGAAGUAUUCCAGAAAGCAGGUUAUGCUAGCUCCCACGGUAAGUUUGAGGCUAAGGAAGCGGAUAACCUCAGCUUUGGGUUCCAGAAAUGGAGGUAUG